This is a messenger RNA of Ambispora leptoticha, 256 nucleotides long. NCBI's taxonomy places the organism in Eukaryota, Fungi, Glomeromycota, Glomeromycetes, Archaeosporales, Ambisporaceae. The record is from the annotation of a GenBank genome assembly.
AACUCUAAUAACUCUAACGAUACUAGUGACAUUACUAUGCUAGUAAAUACCACAGUGAACCUCCCAUCCGAACCUAUCAACACGGAUACCCUCUUGAAUACCUUUCUAACAGAAGAACCAGAAAUUGACUCAACUUUAACCACCACUCCUCUCGAACCAGAAACUGAACCAGACACUGAAGUUUACCAAAAAGUUCAAGACGAACUAACCCAAACCUUAACUCCUCAAUCAGAUACUCACCCGAACCCUUUUAUCG